CAUAAGUUACUUUUAUUAAUUAUUACUAUUAGUAAAGAUUGCAAAUCUGUUGCAUGAGAGGAGAGAGGAGGAAAGAACGAAGUUAAUUGUAUAUCAAUAUUUUUACAAAUUGUUUGGUAUCAAUAAAUUGUUAGUUCACAAUGUCAGAGGACUUAGAGGCAGACGGUGAAAUAGAGUUUCUUGAAGAGGACGCUGAUAUAGUUCAGCAGUGUGUCUAUAAUAAUGAAGAUAGUCAGUCUUAUUUGGAUUCAUCCCAAUUGAUGGUUGUCGAACCGGAUGACACGAUACAGGAAGAAUCGCCGCGGAAUACUUUGUUAGUGGAGCGAGUUUCAAACGAUCGUCGACGCAGACGGAGGCGGAAAGACGAAGAAGAUUCGGAUUAUAAUCCCCAUGAUGACAUGCCGCCUAAGAAGAAGAAACGUCAAGGACGCCCCAGACGUGUGGAAGUGCCCGUCAGGAAAAUCGAUGCGACAGAUCGUGUGCAUGUUACUACUAAAACAACAGUUAGGAGAUAUGAGAAAAACCGUAAGAAAAUGGACAUACGGAUCCCGGAUUAUGAGGAUCCGCUGUGUUUACCGGUUCGUGCGCUAUUGAAAGAGGAGGGCAAUGUGCAGAAAUUGAAAAAUUGGAAUAAUCUCUGCUUAGAACAUUUCAGAAAUUAUGAUUUGCCGUUGAGAGCAGACAAGGAAGAAACAGUGGCUUCGAAACGGACUGUUGUACUUCGAAAUCUUUAUAAUAAUAUGACUGGCAAAACAGAAACUACGAUGCACAGCAAAAUGUGUGUUGAAAACAGCAAAGGUGUGAAACGUUCUGAGAUUGUACAAGCAGUGUUGCCGAAGUAUAGAGAGAAAAAAGUUCUUAAUCUGUAUAGACUGUUAGAAUCCAAAAAACGGAGAUCACACAGCUAUAAAGAAGAAGUUAUAUUAACAAAGGAAUCAAACAAAGAUGUGGAAUCGCUUGUAGUCUAUAAACGGACAGAGAAUCUGUCGUUGGUAUACAAGAUGUUUGAAAGGAAAGGAGAUACUCCAGAGGAAGAUGAUAGAAAAUAUCUUAAAGAAGUUACCUGUUGUAAGAUCUGUGCUCCGUGCUACCAAACGUCUUGGAGGGGAUUUAAUAAUAAUGACAAGAAAAACAUUACGUGUCAGAUAUGUAAACGUCCAUGCAUAAGUGUGUACAAUCUCCUAUCUCAUAUGAAAUGCCACUCGGAUGUUGAUAUAAGGAGAUAUAAGAGAUCUAUAUCUAGGAGUUUGGCAGAUGCUGUUGAAUACCACUAUAAGUGCAGAAUAUGUCAAGAACAAUUCCUCAGCAUACGGGAUCUCAGGAUACAUGUGAACAAACAUAAAGGUACGGAAACAUUUAUGUGUGAAGUUGGAAAUCAUCUGACGAAUUGAUGCUAAUAAAUUGUUGAAAGAA
Messenger RNA from Danaus plexippus (monarch butterfly), 1413 nucleotides. Its product is annotated as myoneurin-like. The record is from RefSeq and is a predicted model, not a curated record. Bases 141 to 1391 code for a protein of 416 amino acids. The transcript is spliced from 6 exons. Lineage: Eukaryota; Metazoa; Arthropoda; Insecta; Lepidoptera; Nymphalidae.